UUGCCAGGAAGCGGGGUAAGGCGACUUCCGCUUCCGCCUCUCCGGGCACGAGGAUCCUGGGAGCCAAGCUAGCGGGAAAAAUGCGGCCCUUGACCGAAGACGAGACCCGAGUAAUGUUCGAGAAGAUUGCGAAAUACAUCGGGGAGAAUCUACAGCUCCUGGUGGACAGGCCCGACGGCACCUACUGUUUCCGGCUGCACAACGACCGGGUGUACUAUGUGAGUGAGAUGAUCCUGAAGCUGGCAGCCAACAUCUCCGGGGAUAAGCUAGUGUCACUGGGGACGUGUUUUGGAAAGUUUACCAAGACCCACAAGUUCCGGUUGCACGUUACAGCCCUCGAUUACCUUGCACCUUAUGCCAAGUAUAAAGUGUGGAUAAAGCCCGGAGCAGAGCAGUCCUUCUUAUAUGGAAACCAUGUGUUGAAAUCCGGUCUGGGUCGAAUCACUGAAAACACUUCUCAGUACCAGGGAGUAGUGGUUUACUCCAUGGCAGACAUUCCUUUGGGUUUUGGGGUAGCAGCAAAGUCUACUCAAGACUGCAGAAAAGUGGACCCCAUGGCAAUUGUGGUGUUUCAUCAAGCAGACAUUGGAGAAUACGUACGCCACGAAGAGACAUUGACUUAGGAUGGUCUUCCCGAGACCUUUUUGCUGUGUGAGAGGACUUAGCUGUUUCCUGUGUGUGCAAACAUCAUGUUGAAUUUGGAGAACACUGAUACAUGCACCUUGGAUUCUUACUCAACAGAAAUGGCUUAAAAAUAGGGUUUCAGGCCCUCUAGAGGCAAAAGCAGGUGAAUCACAAGUAUAAGACCCGCUUGGGCUACUUGGCAAGUUCAAGGCUAGCCUGGGCUACCUAGUGAGACCCUGUCUCAAAAA
Messenger RNA from Onychomys torridus (southern grasshopper mouse), 872 nucleotides. It is a transcript of the gene Nip7, whose product is annotated as nucleolar pre-rRNA processing protein NIP7. Gene Ontology annotation, cellular component: preribosome, large subunit precursor; nucleus; nucleolus. The transcript is spliced from 5 exons. Gene Ontology annotation, biological process: ribosomal large subunit biogenesis; ribosome assembly. The record is from RefSeq and is a predicted model, not a curated record. Bases 81 to 623 code for a protein of 180 amino acids. NCBI's taxonomy places the organism in Eukaryota, Metazoa, Chordata, Mammalia, Rodentia, Cricetidae. Gene Ontology annotation, molecular function: RNA binding.